AUGGCUGCUUCUAAUUCUUCGAAACUGUUUCGAGUUGGUCGUUCGAUUCUAGGCGGCCUCACCAAUGGUGCUUUCGGUUCCAUCCGUUCAUCUCCCCAGACGACACAUUCGGAUUUCUUAUCCCAGCAAACGAGAACUUUCGUACAGAUGAGGACCAACCUUAAAGUGGUGGACAACUCGGGAGCCAAAAGGGUUAUGUGCAUACAAGCGUUGAAAGGAAGGAAAGGGGCUCGACUUGGGGACACGAUAGUGGCCUCGGUUAAGGAAGCUCAUAUGGGCGGGAAAGUGAAAAAGGGAGACGUUCAUUAUGCGGUUGUUGUUCGUGCCGCAAUGCAACGAGGAAGGUGUGAUGGGAGUGAAGUCAAGUUUGAUGAUAAUGCUGUCGUGCUCAUCAAUAAACAAGGUGAGCCAAUAGGGACACGAGUUUUUGGCCCGGUUCCCCAUGAGCUGAGGAAAAAGAAGCAUCUCAAGAUUCUCAGUCUUGCCGAGCAUAUUGCUUGA
Molecule: messenger RNA, 501 nt
Organism: Striga hermonthica
Lineage: Eukaryota; Viridiplantae; Streptophyta; Magnoliopsida; Lamiales; Orobanchaceae
Source: the annotation of a GenBank genome assembly